Molecule: messenger RNA, 11225 nt
Organism: Balaenoptera acutorostrata (minke whale)
Lineage: Eukaryota; Metazoa; Chordata; Mammalia; Artiodactyla; Balaenopteridae
Gene: PHF14
Product: PHD finger protein 14
Exons: 17
Coding region: 488-3145 (885 amino acids)
Biological process (GO): regulation of transcription by RNA polymerase II
Source: RefSeq, a predicted model, not a curated record
GGCCGCUCUCUGCCUGGUGUUUUCACUUCCUUCUCUUCAGAGCUGUAUCCGGGUCGUUGCUUUCCCUAUUGUUUUAGGCAACCGGCCUCGGAUUGUGUAAAUUCUGAGUCUUUUGUUGCUUUUGUUGCAGGCUAAUAAAGUUUUUCUUUCGUUUAUUUUUUUUUCUAGGAGUUUUAACAGGGGACAUUAACUCCCCAGGGCUGCCGGGUUAGCCGCGCUGCCUGGGCCGGAGGGCGCCUUUGGCCGGGGAAGCGCCAAAGGAAGGCGCGCUAGCGGCCGGGGUCGGUUCUGCGAGGACCAGGGGCCGGGGGGCGGGAGGGGAACCGCGGGGCUGCACCUGGGGCGCCCCGGUCUGGUCCGCGGCGCCGCCUAUUUUUAAUAGCAUCUUUUGGACUCGUUUCCUUGGUCUCAGUCCUCGACCUCGGCGCUGCCUGGGCUCUCGCAGCCUCUCCCUAGGUCUACUCCAAACGACCACCUCGGAUUCCUUAUGGAUCGCAGCUCCAAGAGGAGGCAGGUGAAGCCUUUGGCAGCUUCUCUGCUAGAAGCUCUCGAUUAUGAUAGUUCAGAUGACAGUGAUUUUAAAGUUGGAGAUGCUUCAGAUUCUGAAGGGAGUGGUAAUGGAAGUGAAGAUCCUUCAAAGGACAGUGGAGAAGGUUCCUGUAGUGAUUCUGAAGAAAAUAUUUUAGAGGAAGAACUGAAUGAAGAUAUUAAAGUAAAAGAAGAACAACUUAAAAAUUCUGCAGAGGAAGAAAUACUAUCAUCAGAAAAACAGUUAAUUAAAGUGGAAAAGAAGGAGGAAGAAGAGAAUGGAGAGAGACCUAGAAAGAAGAAGGAAAAAGAGAAGGAGAAAGAAAAAGAUAAAGAGAAGGAGAGAGAGAAGGAUAAAGAAAAAGCAACAACAUCUGAUAAUGUGGCUGCUUCUGCUGCUUCCACCACACCAGCCACAAGUCCUCCUGCUGCUAACACAUCUCCUUCAGUCCCCACUACAGCAACUACAGAGGAACAAGUCAGUGAGCCAAAAAAGUGGAACCUUCGUCGCAACCGACCUCUUUUGGAUUUUGUAUCCAUGGAAGAGCUGAAUGACAUGGAUGACUAUGAUAGUGAAGAUGACAAUGAUUGGCGACCCACUGCAGUAAAGAGAAAGGGAAGAUCUGCAUCUCAGAAGGAAGGAAGUGAUGGAGACAAUGAGGAUGAUGAAGAUGAGGGAAGUGGGAGUGAUGAGGAUGAGAAUGAUGAAGGCAAUGAUGAAGAUCAUAGCAGCCCUGCCAGUGAAGGGGGUUGCAAGAAGAAGAAGAGUAAAGUUCUUAGCAGAAACAGUGCUGAUGAUGAGGAACUGACCAAUGAUAGCCUGACACUAUCUCAGAGCAAGAGUAAUGAGGACUCGCUGAUUCUUGAGAAGAGUCAAAAUUGGAGUUCUCAAAAAAUGGACCAUAUUCUGAUUUGCUGUGUUUGUCUUGGAGAUAAUAGUGAGGAUGCUGAUGAAAUAAUUCAGUGUGACAACUGUGGCAUUACAGUCCAUGAAGGUUGUUAUGGAGUUGAUGGAGAGAGUGACUCUAUUAUGAGUUCAGCUUCUGAAAACUCCACUGAACCUUGGUUUUGUGACGCCUGUAAAUGUGGUGUUUCCCCUAGCUGUGAACUAUGUCCCAAUCAGGAUGGAAUUUUCAAGGAGACAGAUGCUGGAAGAUGGGUUCACAUUGUUUGUGCCCUGUAUGUUCCUGGUGUAGCCUUUGGAGAUAUUGACAAAUUGCGACCAGUAACACUCACAGAAAUGAACUAUUCCAAAUAUGGUGCCAAGGAGUGUAGCUUCUGUGAAGACCCUCGUUUUGCUAGAACUGGAGUUUGCAUUAGCUGUGAUGCAGGGAUGUGCAGAGCCUAUUUCCAUGUGACCUGCGCUCAGAAGGAAGGUCUGCUUUCAGAGGCAGCAGCAGAGGAGGAUAUAGCAGAUCCAUUUUUUGCUUAUUGUAAGCAACAUGCAGAUAGGUUAGACAGAAAGUGGAAGAGAAAAAACUACUUGGCUCUACAAUCCUAUUGUAAAAUGUCUUUACAAGAGAGAGAGAAGCAGCUAUCACCAGAAGCACAGGCAAGGAUCAAUGCCCGGCUUCAGCAAUAUCGUGCCAAAGCAGAACUAGCUCGAUCCACCAGACCCCAGGCCUGGGUUCCAAGGGAAAAAUUGCCCAGACCACUCACUAGCAGUGCUUCGGCCAUUCGUAAACUUAUGCGGAAAGCAGAACUAAUGGGGAUCAGCACAGAUAUCUUCCCAGUGGACAAUUCAGAUACUAGUUCUAGUGUGGAUGGAAGGAGAAAACAUAAGCAACCUGCUCUCACUGCUGAUUUUGUGAAUUAUUAUUUUGAGAGAAAUAUGCGCAUGAUUCAAAUUCAAGAAAAUAUGGCUGAACAAAAGAAUAUAAAGGAUAAAUUAGAGAAUGAACAAGAAAAGCUUCAUGUGGAAUAUAAUAAGCUGUGUGAAUCUUUAGAAGAACUACAAAACCUGAAUGGAAAACUUCGAAGUGAAGGACAAGGAAUAUGGGCCUUACUAGGCAGAAUCACAGGGCAGAAGUUGAACAUACCGGCAAUUUUGCGAGCACCCAAGGAGAGAAAACCAAGUAAAAAAGAAGGAGGCACACAAAAGACAUCUACUCUUCCUGCAGUACUUUAUAGUUGUGGAAUUUGUAAGAAGAACCAUGAUCAGCAUCUUCUUUUAUUGUGUGAUACCUGUAAACUCCAUUACCAUCUUGGAUGUCUGGACCCUCCUCUUACAAGGAUGCCAAGAAAGACCAAAAACAGUUAUUGGCAGUGUUCAGAAUGUGACCAGGCAGGGAGCAGUGACAUGGAAGCAGACAUGGCCAUGGAAACCUUACCAGAUGGGACCAAACGAUCAAGGAGGCAGAUUAAGGAACCAGUGAAAUUUGUUCCACAGGAUAUGCCUCCAGAACCCAAGAAGAUUCCAAUAAGAAACACGAGAACCAGAGGACGAAAACGAAGCUUCAUUCCUGAGGAAGAAAAACAUGAGGAGAGAGUUCCUAGAGAGAGGAGACAAAGGCAGUCUGUGUUACAAAAGAAGCCCAAGGCUGAGGAUUUACGAACUGAAUGUGCAACUUGCAAGGGAACUGGAGACAAUGAAAACCUUGUCAGAUACCCUUCAUGAGACCCAACUCUGCCACUGCUCAUCCUCGGAGGCAAUCCUGGAAACCUCUUUUAUAAGUGUGAUUUUAAAAAUGUGGAUAACACUCUCAAUAGAGUAUAUAAAGUAAAGGAGAACAGCUAUCUUGUCUUUCCCAUAAGCUUAUCACUGCAAAAAGUUGCCUUUGCUUGUCAGGUUUGGAUAGAAUGUAAUUGAUUGGUUUGUUACUUGGACUGACAAGGCAGUUAAUUUGCCUGUGUGGAUUUUUUUCUCCUUUUUUUCUUCUUCAACUUUUUUUUUUUGCACUAAUCAGAAACAUUUGAUAUGUGCAUUGUUGAAAAAUACUAGAUAAUGUCUUGUCAGAAUUGUCCUAUUAAGUAAUGUCUUCCCCUCUUGCUUCUUUGGCAAAUGAUGUACAGUAUUUGGACUUGAGAGUUAUGGAAGCCUGUGGGACUUACAUGCAAUGUGCUACUCGUUGUUGAACAAAUCUAGUAACAAACAAGAAAGAGAAUGCAUUCCAUUAGUCUGCUAUUCUGUUUCAUCCAACUUAGUACAUAUAUUCAUAUAUGAAAUGCUGCAUUGGGAAACAACUGUAGACUAUAUUAAAUGUUACUUCUAUUUAUAAUAUUCAGCAAAAGUGAAAGACUUGUGAAAGCGUAUGCCAUUCUAGUUUUGACUCAUUAGUUCUAGUGUGAAAGCACUAAUAUUAGUAGCAUGCAGUUUUUACAACUUCAGAUCUUAAGCUUGUAAAUGAGAAUAUAUCUGUGUUGAUCUCUAGAUAUUUUUUAGUAAUAACCAAAUUUAUUCACUCUUUAUUGAUUUAAUACGAACUUUCUCUGUUCAGUAUAAUUUUAUUUUUCUCAACCUUAAGUAUGAGGUUACAAAAUAAGGAGAGAGAUACAAAGCUUUUGACUAUACAACCUGCCAACUGAAAGAUCUUCAUCAACAUUUGUAUCUUUCCAAAGGUUUACAGAAUUAAAAUUUGGUCUUCAAGCUUUAAUGAACCAGUUUUAAAUCAACGACAGAAAUAUGUUGAAUAUUUCAUCACUUCAUCUUGAACUGAUUUAGAAGAGACUCUUUGCUGAAAUUGAAAUACAUAUAUACAUGUAAAUUGUCAACAUGUCUCUUGGAAUUUCCUGAUUUAUAAAUGUGGUUUGAGACAUCUUUUCAGGUAUAGUGGCGUUGAAAAUAGUUUAAACAUUAGGAAUAGAGUAGGAAAUGUUAUAGAUAAUUAAAAGCAAGUAUAAAUAUAAAGUUGCUGUAUGCUAGUAAUCUUUAGUUAUACUAAGGAACCAUAUUAUUGGAUAUUUAAUUAAAGCAGUAUGUAUAUAAAAUAUGUAUAAACUGAGAUUAUUAACUUAUUGAAAGACCUUCUAACAUUGGAGGAAAAAUAUUAAUAACCUGUAGCAAAACCAGUAGGCUUUUUUUUUUUAGAAAAAGAACUCAUUAUUUAUCACUGCAUAAGCUUAAGAAAAAGUUGGUAGUUAUUACUAUUGCUGAACUCCAGCUGAUUUUAAGAAAAAUGUCAGAUUGCCAUUUCCUUAAAAAAGAAUAUGCUAGUGCAUUUGGACCUGACUCUCCUUUGAUAUAUGGUAAGAUAUUACUAGUGGUCAUUUUAUUUUAGAUUUUUUUUGAAAAAUCAUUAAACCUUGUGGUUUUGGUGACACUAUUAAUCAAAGUCCUUUCCACCUGGUUCUAUUUAGAAUACCAUAUUAUCAUCAUUCUCCAUCUUACUCUUCAGUGGUGGAUAUAUGGUUCCAUAUUUGGUGCUAGCCCUAAGAAUCUUUGUCACACAUCACGAAUAUAAACCACGUAUAUUCAUAAGAUCAUUGGUCCUGCAAAUGUGUAUUUGGAGUAGAACUUUUGAAGAGAGUAGAAUGAAACACUUUCUCCUAAUAAUCUCCUAGACACUCUCAUAUUUCUAUGGUACAAAAUUAACCCUUUUCUGUAAUUGGUCCAGUUGUUAUUCAAAGGAGAUAUUAAUGUGUAUGUCAAGAGAAUAUACACUAAAUAGUUCAUACUUUACAUACAUGUAUAAGAGAAAACAGUCCGACAGGUAAAUGAUGGUUAUUUGUCGCAUGAUAGGGAAAGAAAAAAAACACUGAAAUAUCAAGAAGUAAAAUAAAUAACUCUGAACUACAAGAAGAACGACAUGGCAGUAUAUAGAUAGCAGUGGUUCUCAAACUUUAUAGUACAUCAGAAUCAAGGAUUUGUUUAAAAGCAGAUUGCUCACCUACUCCCCUCCUUAUUUUCCUCCUCAUUUUACUCCCUCUUACUUCUCCUUGCAGUUUCUGAUUAAGUGGGUCUGGGAUGAGGCCUGAAAAUCUGCAUUUCUAAAAGUUCCCAAGUGAUGCUGAAGCUGGCCAGGGACAUCCUUUGAGAACCAUUUGUAUAUAAUAUUUUCAAAAGAAUCAUGGUGUUGUGCUUGACAUUGAUUGAAUGUGGCUUUAAUUUUGUUAAAAGGGCCCUUAAAUUUUCAAAAAUACUUGUUUCUAGGUAAAAGAGAUUAUAGUAGUUUACAGCACAUAGAGUAUAACUUCUUUAUUAUACAUAAGUUUAGUUAAACAGGUGUUUAUUUUAUACCUAUUUUGGAGACAGCACAAUUUUAGGUACAGAAAUUAAUCAAGGAACAUAGCCUUUGUCCAUAAUUCACUAAUUCCUUUGUUAGGAAAAGAUUUGAAAUUAGGAUUAUGUUUAACAUGAAAACAAAAAUUUAGCCUUAACCUUAAUCCAUUUUGUUUGUAAAUGAAAUUUAUUUAUCAUUUAUAUAUCAUUGUUAUUCGUGUGUUUCUUGAGUGUUUAUCUGAUUUUACAUUUAUAAUGUUAAAAAUAGAUCACUGACCAAUAAAUAAUAAGAAUAUUCACACUCAUUAUCCUAUUUCCCUGUUUUUACAUCCUAUUACUUAACAGAUCACUCUUUUUAAACACUUAAUGUUCUUUAUUUGACAAAACUUACCACUGUUUUACUUGAUUCUCAGUAUGGGAAUAUUUUAUUAAUAUUUCACCAAAAUCUAUUCAAGGAAUUCAGAAGGAUUCUGUAGCAGAAUGGAAUACUAAUAUUACUAAUUUUUCUUUAAACUUUCUGAAAUCAUUUUGACAAUUAAAACUUGUUUAAGAGACUCAGCUUUAGAGUUGCAUGGCAUAUGAAGGCAGAAAGUUUUUCCUACCCAGUCAACACUUUAUCAAUUUACAUAAUACUAAGGAUUGCGAUUAAAAAUAUUUCUGAGAUAGACAUGCUUUGCAAAUACUUUUUAAAAAAAAUAAACAUAUUAGACCUCUUUCUCCCAGUACACAGUCUUAAGACUUUCUGCAGGCCUGCUGUAAGAUUCACUGCUGUUCAGGUACAUAAGAUAUAAUGAAACUGGAUGUUCAUGCUGGGCUUUGUGAAUAAAAUGAGACUGACCCCCAGCCAUUAUCUCAUUUAUCUGAUUUACGUUGUAAAAUCAAGAUCUACACUAUUGAUUAGAGAAUAAUUAGUUAAUUAUGAGCAGGGAAAUACAGUUAUGUGGGGCUUGAGCACAGCAGGUUGUACUGCUGAAAUAUUUCCAAGGGCAUGAGCAGAUGGAGAUCAGUUUAUUAAAGAACAAAGCAGAUGUGUUUCAGGUAUGAAAAUGUCUAAUCAUUCUCUCAUGCUGUUAAGAGGUACUUGACCUUAUUGUGUAUUUUUAUAUGAAUUCUUUUAUUUCAUGUUUUAGUUUUGCCUUUCACUUUUAAUCUUGUAACUUGACUACUGCAGAUGUAGCUAGCUGAAUUGAUCCCAUUAUUUAAGUGAUCAUUAAACAUGAAUUUGGAUUUCAAUAAUUAUCCAAAUAUUUUUUCCAGUUAAUAUACUUUAAUGUUUAAAGAAUAUUUUUGUCUUUCCUACCACUCAUUCAUUCAUUAUUGCAUGUGAUGAGCCUUUAGUGACAUUAAUGAAAAUAUGUUCAAGACCUCCACAUUAGCCUUUAUUUGUGAACUAUCAUAUAAAAGAUAUUUUCUAAUUAUUUAGAAAAUGCUCAUAUAGGUGAUUUGCACUAGAAGUGUUGUAAAAAGGAAUAAAGUUUGCCUUUAUUGAUAUUAAAUGUUAUUCUAAUAUUGGUAGAGUGCAGAAUUUUGUGCAAGCUUGUAUUAUUUUAAAAGUGAUUUAACUCAUGGGCCACAAACCUGCAUUUUCUCCCUCUGUUAAAAGGAAUAAUUGAAAUAAUUGGCUACUGUUCAGUGAAAGAGUCUGUCACUACUGGUUAAUAUAUUUGUGUAGGUGUUUCAGUUGCUAGUAAGAUUUUAUGUAAGUAAUAUUAAGACCAAUUCUUUUGGUCAUUCUUCUAUAGAAUUUUUGCAUAGAAAUGAUGAAAAAGUAAGAAAAUCCAACCCAUCAAUUCUCUUGAUACUUAGUUGUGAGUUUUUUUUUUUUAAAUUGAACGGAUGUAACAGUAUAUAUUUUCAAGGUCGGUUCUUUAUAUUACUCUAUAUAGACUUGGAAGGGACCUAAAUCAAAUGUUCAUUGACAUAAAAAAUAGCUAUGAUUAUGGAUCAACCUGGUCAUAAAACAUGUACAUUACUUUUCAAGUCCCAUGUUGUGGAUUUCUCUUUUUCCUGAAAUUUAGCUGAUCAUCUGGCUAUAAAUUAUAUAUAUAGGAGGUGCAUUUUUUUUUUGGUUAGUUUUGAAAAGUAGUUAUUUAGUGUACUCUUCUAGUGAAAUUAUCAAUUGGAAAUUAAGAGAAUUUAAGAAACACUUUGGAACACUGGCCUGUCUCUUAAGUGUAGACAGAAAUAAAUAAGUUGUUUCUUUUUACUUGUGUGCAUCUUCUCAGUAAUCAGAUAAACACAUGACUGAUUGCUCCCAUGGAUCAUAGGACAUAUGAACAUAAAUCAUUUUCUUCCUCUUCUAUGUCUAGGGUGCUAUACUUAACCAUAUCUAAGUAAGUAUUUUAAAUACAUAUAGAACUAUGUUUAUUUGGUCACUGCAUUUUGUUUAAUGAAUGUGUAAAAGACCGUAUACAUAUAGCUGCUUUAUUAUUGACAUCUGUAUCCAUUAUGAAUCUGAUGCCUAGGAAGUUGUACUUAGUAAGAAUCUAAUUAAACAAUGAGGUUUCCUUUUCUUAUAGAUGAGAUUUAUUUUAUCUCACUUAAAAUUGUAAUAUUAGAAUGUCCCAUAAUAUGUUAAUGUGUACAGUUUUAUUAGAUGUUUAGAGGAUAUUCUUUAAGCAUCCAGUUUGCAUUUUAUUAAAAAACAUAGUGUAUCUUUAUAGGUUAGUUUUAUAUUAUCUUUUAAUAUUUUAAGACAUUGUCGUCCUAUUUAAUAUAUGUGCUAUUGGUAUAAUAGUCUGUUUUUAUUACAUAGACAUUUGUGUUAUUUAAUAAAGUAUAUUGUGUUAUAUCACUGCUUUUGUGGGUCAAUGACUGCUUUUGCACAAGAUUUAUUAUUUUGAUACAUUAAAUAUGUACUAUAUUAUGUGUUGUAAUUACGUGUUUCCAAGUAUAUGUAAGAAGUAGAUGUAGAGGUCAUAAAUAAUAAUUUGAUCAAUAACUACUUCAACUCUAUUUCAGCUUUUAGGUAGCAGAAUGAUUGCAGAUCCUUAUGAGCUUCUGAUUUUUGAGUUUUUAAAAUGAUCUAUAUUUGUAACUUAGCCAUAAUUUGUUGACUGACAAAAUUUGCUAAAGUUUACAAAAUGGUGUGUGUGUGCAUGAAAUAAAUUAUUCACUAUUUUUACCAUCUAAAUUGCUCUUUGAUUUCUAGGGUUCUUAAUGGCAUCUCUUACAUUUGUCUAUGGUGAAUUAAUUCUUGCAAAUUCUGCUGGAGUUCCCUUGUAUCACUCAGGAUAUUUUUGUUACCAGCACAUGAAGCUAUAGAUUUAUUCAAUUAAAUAUUUUAGUGUAGAAACAACUAUAUUUUUUCCACGUGGAAAUAAUUUUAGUCAUCUUUAGAAAAGGCUAAUAUUUAUAUGUUUGUUUAUUAACAGAGUUAUUGAUUUCAAGAUUAGGUUAUUUCUUUUUCUUUUUGUUUUUGUUUUUUCCUCUCCUGGAUUUUGGCAGUUCCUAAGUGUAUUAACUACUCCUUUUUGCUACUUAGUCUUGGAAUUACAGUUUUUAUUUACCAUUGAGUGAGCUAUAACUUGAGAGAACUCCCAUGUCACCCCUGAUUCUAACAAGCAAAUUCUUCCUUUCCUCUGGAACCCAUCACUAGUACAUGAGUUCCAUGUGUAGACUAAGUCAUUCUAAAAAGUAUCACUAAUGAAGGAAUCAGUAAGGAUUAGGUCAUUUCCAAAUGGCAUAUACUUCAACAUUAUCUUCUAACAAAUCUAGCAUAUAAAGUCUUUCUUUUCCCUUUUGCAUUUAUUAUUGAGCUGAAAGAUAACUUGAGUUUACAAUUAAUUGAAAUCAGCUACAAAUUUGAACUAUAUCAAUGUAGCAAACUUGUUCUUAAUUUAUUAGCUUGAAAUAUAUAUAUGUACAUAUACAUAAUACAUAUACAUGCACACACACACCAGCAAGAACCACAUGUACAUGAAGGUAAAAGGUAAUGAAUUAUGAUUCACCUUUAUAUUCAUCAUAGUGUUUGACUCUAGUUGUACACAAGAAACCAUAAUUUGCAAGUUAUUAUGGCACAGACUUAUAAAGUAAAUAUGCAGUAAUUAGGUUGUAAUUUGAUAUAAACUAGGAAAGCAUUAAUACUAUAACUCUUCACUUAUCAAAAGCCCAGAUUAUUGGCAAUCUAAACUUGCUUAAAAACCCUAAAUUAAGCAAAAAAGACUAUAGUUAACCCAAAUUGAGUCCAUGUACUUAGUAGUUCUCAUUUUCAUGUUUUUUUAAACUUAUUGUCGGGGAAAUCCUGCUUAGACAGAUAACACUGACAAUGUCAGAAAGUAGUGACUGAUAUUUUUUAAGCAAGUGAGGAGGACCUAUAAAAGUUGAAUACAAGAAUUCAAACAGAACAGCAGACUGAUGAUACUCAUAUCCAAACACAAAAAGCUGUCACACUGUUAGACAUGUAGCAGCAUCUAUUACUCGUACUUGUGACCCUGGAAUGAUAAAGAUAGAGUAAAUUAUAUUUAAUGGAUUUCCUUGAUGAAGCAAAGAAUGUGAUUCUCUUUAAAUUUCCCAUUAAAGAUGACUGAAAUACUAUUUUCCAUGCUUGAAGGAAUACACCCUCAGCUAACUAGAAAUCUCAACCUUCUCAUAACUCAUAAAUGCUUAUACUCUGAAGGGUCCUCUAACUAUGUGUUUAAUGUAAUUGGAGUUUUAACUAUUGAAGGGUAAAUAAGUUGAAUUGAGAAGAACAAAAUUUUGUGGGCUUGCCAUUUAGUUUUAUGUAAUGUUUGAUGUUAGCUAUAUAUUAUCUAUUACUUUUUCUUAAUACUAGAACAACAGGUAUUUAAACAUUUUAAGUGCUUUUAAAUAUAUUUUUGGAUGGUUUAUUUGUCAUAUUGGCACAGUAAAUAAAGUACUGUUUGUUAUUCCUAUUUGAUUUGAUUUUUUUGUAUAGCUAGAAUUAUUAUAGUAAACAUUUUUAUUCAAGUCCAUCUCUUGAGUCUAAGUGAAGGGUUUUGGAAAAGUACAUAAGUUUAUUUGGUUUAUGAGAAGGAAGUUGUAGAGGAAGGAGUGCCUAAACUUAAGACACAUAAUUGUGUUUUAAACUUCUUUAUACCUGAAUAACUUAGCUAAGUUGCUAAAUUUUCUGAAACUUUUGAUUUCUGAAAUGGGUCUUUGGGAGAUUGGGUUUUAUAGCAUGACAUGAAAUUUUUACUAUAAAUGUAGAUUUAUAGUUCCCUUUAUUGUGAAAAUAAAUUGCUUUUCUUUGCAUGUUGUUUAUCACAAUAACUCCUUCUCCUUUUUUUCUAAUAAAAGUUAUUUAAGAGUAAUUUUGUACUUUAAGUAAUAUAUGUCCUAUAAAAUAUCCUCCUUUCUUAGUUAUGGAUUCCUCAACUUUUUAGGUUUAAAUCAAUAAGAGUAACUAUAUAUAAAGAGAAUGUGACAGAUUGGUUUGGAGAAAGUAUUAUUUUUUUAACUUACAAAAAAGCACAAAGAAUAAGAGGAAUAUAACCCUUUCUAUAAAAUGUAUACAUCUUUGUUAUUUGUUGUUAAAUUUUGGUCUUGUUAUUCCAACUGAUGCAAAAUUCUUUUUAAA